AUGUUAUUCAUCAGACGCUUUUAUCCAAAGCGACUUACAAUAAAACCUGUUGUCGUUUAUGUAUGGGUGGUGACGGGAAUCGAACCCAUUACCCUGGCGUUGCAAGCGUCAUGCUCUAUCAACUGAACUACGAAGGAGCACUUCAACAUCAAUAGAAUGUUGACAAGCAAUUUUAAAGGAUUCUAAAAACCUGAGAACAAUCGACUGGAAAAUGCCUGGGUGCUUUUCAAGACUGGCGGAGAGAGUGCGUGGACGUCUGCGGCCUACUGCGUCGACAGGUUGUUCAAACUCAUUUGUGGCUUGUUUUUCUUGUCUUUUUCUGUUUUGCAGGGUUCGUGAUCGUCGACAGAUGGACAGUGACAGCGACUUCGAAGAGGAAACAACUGUCCUGGAUGAGGUCCAGUUGGAUGUGCCAUUGGAAGAUGUUCCACAGCUGCCAGUCCUCCUUGAUGUCCAGAAUGCUGCUAUCAUCCUUGAGGAUGUGCCAGAUGUGCAGACUAUCCUUGAGGAGGCCACUGGCAAUUGGCAGUUGAUUCUGAUUAGGUUCAGCCCCCUGUAUUGUGGGCCUGUUGUGAUCAGGAACAAUGCCGGUCCGGUGGUUAUAGCUUGGAGAACUUUCCAGUUCAUCAGCCCCAUCAUCACCUACAUGCGUGGGGGAUCCCAGCAGGUGGUGGUGAGGAUGCACCACGUGAGUAGGGUGACAGGCCUGGAGACUCAACUGGUGUGGGCCAUCUCCAAGGAGACAGCCAGGCUUAGUCCAGAGGGCAUCCCCUACUGUGCCACCAAAGUGCAGUCCAUCACUUGGAUCCAGCGUGUGGCUGGCAGGGUGACCCACUAUGCGUCUCACCUCUGCCACGAGACGUCUGUGGACGUGACGCUUGGCUGCUACCAGCAGACUGAUGUCUCAGUGGUGUACACCACUCUCCACAUGGGGCUGGACGGGCUUCUCUCCUCUUCAGCGUGGUCGGAGGCUGCCUCCUUCUUUACGCCCACCACUCAGCACUUCACUGACUCAGAGCCUGAGGGCCACAACUGCCAUGAGAGCUGGGAGGAGGACCUGCUGCCUGAGGAGAGGGAGGUUCCUCUGCUAAACCUCUACCUUACCACCAAGAAAGUGGAGGACAUCGCCCUGAGGCUCGUCUCCCUGCGCCAGGCCUUCACUACCCUGCUUGGUUCCACCCUGAGCAGGAACCAUCUGUUUGUGGCGGGAAAGGUCCUCCUGGGCGCACUGGUUCAGGCCAACCACAUGGACGAGGCCAAGUUCAUAAGUACCUAUAACGACUUUGUGGACUACCUGAGUGACCCCUCCAAGCGGAAUGACAUUGAGAGGGAGCUGGCUGAGGCAAAGAUCCAUCAUAUGAACAUGAUAGAUGUCCUCUUUGAGCUGGUGCUGUUUGGGAUGAUGACAGCUCAGAAGUCCCUGAUGGUGCAUCCUGGUGGGUUCGUGGAGCGUCUGUACGCUCUCCUGUACUCCUUCCUGCCCACUGCUGCCAACAUGGAGCCAGAGGCUGACAGAUACCUGCUGCAGCUCAAUGAUUCUUGUGACACUUUGCCACCCAACAGGGAUCUAGACACCAAUGCACUACAUUACUUUGCACAGAUUUUUACAUUUUUAAAUAAAAUAAGUUGUAGUUCAAAAACAUUUUGGUUUCCGUCUUUUCAUUUAUUUGAUUUCAUGACAUUUUCCUAGAGUUAUAAUAUUGAUAUUAGAUUAUUACAUGAACAAUGAUGCUUUAUUU
This is a messenger RNA of Oncorhynchus kisutch (coho salmon), 1739 nucleotides long. RefSeq lists its product as uncharacterized. The record is from RefSeq and is a predicted model, not a curated record. Gene Ontology annotation, biological process: mitochondrial fusion. The transcript has 15 exons. The coding region runs from base 212 to 1690 and encodes 492 amino acids. NCBI's taxonomy places the organism in Eukaryota, Metazoa, Chordata, Actinopteri, Salmoniformes, Salmonidae.